Drosophila subobscura is the source of this 1176-nucleotide messenger RNA. Its product is annotated as nucleoside diphosphate-linked moiety X motif 19. Gene Ontology annotation, molecular function: hydrolase activity, acting on acid anhydrides, in phosphorus-containing anhydrides. The transcript is spliced from 2 exons. Gene Ontology annotation, cellular component: mitochondrion. Bases 65 to 1156 code for a protein of 363 amino acids. The record is from RefSeq and is a predicted model, not a curated record. NCBI's taxonomy places the organism in Eukaryota, Metazoa, Arthropoda, Insecta, Diptera, Drosophilidae.
AAAGGUUUAUUUUGGACUGGAACGAUAUGGAAACUGUUUGCCGUUUAUAAUAAAUAUAUGUAUAAUGGUUGCUCCCCAAGAUAAUGGCGUGUACAGACCCUCAGCUAGCCUAAUACUAGCUGCUAAGGAGGAUUCCUCUGCGAAGUUUGACUACAGCUUACUUUUAAUCAAACGGAGCGAGCGCACUUCCUAUGCUUUGAAUCACUGCGUCUUCCCUGGUGGCGUGUUCGAUGCCGGAGCGGAUGAGUCUACAGAGUGGCUGGAAUAUUUUCGCUCCUUUGGCGUGACAGACGAGGAUCUAAAGCGGCUGAGCUGCGAUCAGGUGUCCGUAAGGGCGGAUUUCCUUUCCUCUGGCCAGAAUUUUUCCAGAGACAUCUCCCUGAGGCUGACAGCACUAAGGGAAGCUUUCGAAGAAGUCGGCCUGCUGCUGUGUGCCAACGAGGAGGGCAUUAGGAGUUGGCAUGCCACCACUGAGGGGGAACCACGGACUUUGCUCCUCCAGCCAGACGACCGCUCCCAGUGGCAGCAGCGAGUGCAUGACGAUGCCACUCAGUUUCUGGCACUAUGCAAACAUCUGCACGUCCUGCCCAAUCUCUGGUGCCUCCUUGAGUGGUCAGCUUGGAGAACUGCGGCCACGGCAAGCCGCAAGUACGAUACGAUUUAUUAUGUUACCGCUCUGAAAGAGCAGUCGAAGCAGGUGAGCCUGCUGCUAGAGCCCCAAGAGGUGGCCUCGGCGUACUGGCUUGACCCAGAAGCAGCGUGGACCCAGUCCCAAAACGGCACGAUAUGGCUGCCGUUUAUGCUGCUCUACGACACGGCACGACUGAUGAACCUGCGCCGUUGGGAGGAUCUCCUAAAGUUCUCUCGCCAGCGCAGUGCUUUGGGCACGACAUUGGUGCAGCCUGUGUACUACCGCUGCGAUGGCUGCAUGUUUGGAGUGCUGCCAGGCGACGAACUCUACGUGGACCAGCCGGAAAAGUGCACACAAUCCAUAAUGCUGAACGUCUCUGUUGCCGAACUUAACAGCAGCAGCAGGCAGUACAAUCGUUACAUCGUCUACGACUUUCACAAGGUUGUGCUGGCCUCAAACGUUCCUCCCUUCAAUGGCCAUCUACAGCUGCAGGAGCGCGUCAACAGCCAGCUCGCAAAAUUGUAAACAUUUGUGGGAUAAUUAUA